Molecule: messenger RNA, 1182 nt
Organism: Ectocarpus sp. CCAP 1310/34
Lineage: Eukaryota; Phaeophyceae; Ectocarpales; Ectocarpaceae
Source: the annotation of a GenBank genome assembly
ACUAAUUGGUUGCCGCAGGACAUGUCAUCACAUACUCCGAUCGCCGGGGUGAAGGAUGCGCUCAAUGGCGUGCUGGCACAACACUAUCUUGGCACGUUUGACAUCCCUGUCACCAACGUCAACAUAAUUGGGCGUCCCAUAGCAACGUCAGGGGUAAGGAUCAUAACGGAGUCCAUGAAGCAAGCCCGCGGAUUCUUGCAGCAGCACGCCAUCUUGGCUAUGGUUGAAGCAUCGAAUGUACCCGCCGGCGGGCUGAGUGCGGCGGCAGCCGCGAAGCUCCAAUUACGGAUUCUGGACGGCGCGCACAGGACGCACUGUGCUCUGCAGCUGUACGGCGGAGAGUUCAUCAUCCCCUGUCGCAUCUAUACCGAUUUCAAUCCGCUGGUGGAGGCCGUCGUCGCCUCAGGCUUGAACAACGUCGCGCAGGCUCUGGUCCCCCGUGGCGUGUUCGACGAUGUUUUCUUCAUGAACCAGCUCCUCGAUGGCUUCAGGAAGAUGCAGGGUUCGCUUUUCCCAUCUGCUAAGAUGAUCCAAGACGCCUACGUAAGGGGGGGUCUCUCUCCACCUAGCCAAUCAACCGUCCGCCGCCAUAAGGCUGCCAGAUUNACGACGGAAGGAUUCCAGGCGCUGCAGCGGAUCCAAGAGAGAUCUCACGAAGACCCCUCCAUCCACAUGGCGUCCCUUACGUGGACCACUCUCAGCCACAGCGCGUUUGGUGAAGCCGGUCAGACCAGUGGUGCGAUUCAAGCUCUUAUGCUCGAACACAUGGUUAGGUUCCGCUCCUCAUCCGACAACUCGAAGGCGCUAACGGGCGAUGAUCUACCUGACGUCGCCAAACUCGCUCACGAUGCACAUGACUUCAUGGAACAGACUGAGGCGGCAUUCGGCGCUCGUAGCGAGUGGUUCCCCGAGCUCGCAGUGCUGGUAGAAAAGUACGCCCACGUCCAGUCAGGCGCUCUCGAGACAAUUGUCCGCCCAUGAAUGAAAAAGCGGGAUGACGAGGCAAACGAACUCAGCAGCAACUCGCCCGGCGACCGACGUUUGUCCGACGACCAACUCCACGUCAUCUCCGCCGCGAAACCCCUCGGCCGCAUCCACAAGGCUGCCACUAAGAGUAAGACAGAACCGUCGACAACCCACUACGAGACAUUCCAGAAGCGGUUUCAGGAAGUCAUGCUCGCC